Molecule: messenger RNA, 2486 nt
Organism: Branchiostoma belcheri (Belcher's lancelet)
Lineage: Eukaryota; Metazoa; Chordata; Leptocardii; Amphioxiformes; Branchiostomatidae
Product: vitamin K-dependent gamma-carboxylase-like
Exons: 7
Coding region: 278-2173 (631 amino acids)
Biological process (GO): peptidyl-glutamic acid carboxylation
Molecular function (GO): gamma-glutamyl carboxylase activity; vitamin binding
Source: RefSeq, a predicted model, not a curated record
GUGCUGCUGAAGCGGGCCGGAAGUAUCUGACAAUAUUGAUCAGUUAAACGUGUACCUUGCAACUGAGGAAGCUUACAAAGGAUACAAAGCCUAAUCUUUCUAAGUUAAUGUGUACGCUUGUAUCCUUGGACUUGCUGCCAGUGGCGGUGUCCAACACAGUCUGAACGCAUAGCAGUGACCUGGUACAGCGGUGUUUCCAAUUUGUGAACACCUCCUGGUGAAAUAUCUGCGGUGACGAUUUGAGGAGAUUGAACCGCGAGAAACAUCUGACGUCAGAAUGGACCAACAAGAAUCCUCAGUCAGGCACCGUCAUGCCACAAAUCCUUCCCUAGACAUCUCUACCGCCGAGAGGGACGAAAAGACAACAAACGGAGCAGUCAAGGAACAAGGUGGAAAGGUAGCCCCCGACGCUGUGAAGCGACGCCAGUCGAGUAGCGAUGGAAGUGCAGGCUGGAUGGCGAUGCUCACCAAGCCGGUUGACCCUUUGACUCUUGCAGUCUUCAGGUUUCUGUUCGGAGCCGCUAUGGUGGUACACAUUGUCAGAGCAGUGCUCACUCAAGAUGUGAUCGAAGCGAACUUCCAGGACUUUUUCCCUGAGACAAACUUUCACUACUACUUCGCCAUGAACGUCUGGAAGCCACCUGUCGACGUCACUUGGUUAAUCUUCUGGGCAUGCGCAGUUUCUGCUGGCCUCUUGUCCAUUGGUUUUUUGUAUCGUUUGGCCUCCCUGUCGUUUCUCUUUCUUUUUACUUACAUAAAUCUCAUGGAAAAGGCUCGCUACAACAACCACUACUAUCUGUACGUUCUCGUCUCCUUCUUGUUUCUUAUAACGGACUGCCACACAAGUUUUUCGUUAGAUCACCUCAUUGCUCGUUGGAGAGGAAAGAAAAAUGAAAGGACUGUUCCUGCGUGGCAUCUAUACAUCUUUCGAUUCCAGAUAUUUGUCUGCUAUUUUUAUGGGAGCAUCGCCAAAAUGAAUUACGAUUGGGUUAUCCGCGGGGAACCGUGCAAAACGUGGUUCUAUAGGGUUGAGCCUAUUCGCCAAUUGGCUGAAAUGGUCGUCCCGGUUGAAUAUGUGCCUAGCGUGAUUGGUUACUUCUUCAGCACAGGUGGACUUGCCUUCGACUUUCUUAUUGGUUUCAUGCUUCUCAGCCAGACAUUUCGACCAAUGGGGUUCCUCCUCACAUUUGGGUUCCAUUUAACGAAUCACUUCGUCUUCAAAAUCGGCACGUUUCCUUGGGUAAUGAUGGCCACAAAUAUCAUUUUUAUCGAACCGGAGACGGCUUCAAAAAUACCGAUUUUGAAAAGUUUUGCCUAUUCUGCAUAUCCCAAAAGCAAUGAUGAAAAGAAAACUAAAAUAUCAAAGCUAUGUCGUCCGCUAUUGGUCCUUUUGUUCUGCUACGUCACUGCGCAAUGCCUUGUGCCUUUCCGCCAUUGGCUGUACCCCGGUGACGUCAACUGGACCAUGGAGGGACAUCAGUUCAGUUGGAGAAUGAUGCUGAAUGCAGAAGACGUCGUCCUGCGCACUCUUAUAAGACCACAAGAUGGGGCCGAAGUAGUGCACACUGGCUACCAGCUCAAUGCCAGGCAGAUGAAGCGCAUGAUUACAGACCCAGAAAUGAUUCUGCAGUACGCACAGUAUCUCGGCAGGGAGCACAUGCAGACCACGGGAAGUCCUGCAAGUGUGCGUUUGGACAUGUGGAGGUCACUGAAUAACAGGCCCUUCCAACGAUGGGUUGACCCAUCAGUUGAUCUCACCACUACCGACUACUGGGCCUUCCACUACGCCUGGCUGGAGCCCCAGCUUCCGGACUCCGCCCUCGACUUCUCCGAGAUGGACAGAAUCCGUGCCGAGGCGAGGGAUCACGGGAAAAUGGCAUCCUUCUUCAUGGACAAGCCUGGUGGGGUUUUCAAGACGACGCUCCAGGCCGGCGGUCCGUGCUCGAACGUCACCCUGCUCGCGGUGAGCGGAGACGUGACGGUGCAGGUCAGGAAGGUGCACACCCCCGUCCCGGUCGGCACGGAGUUCGCCCUCCCCGCCACGGGGGGCUUCCACAGGGUGCGGACGGGCGGGGACGGCCCUGCCGCCGUCUGGGCUUACCUGCACGACUGCUCCCCGGGACACUUUCACGACGCCAUGAUGAUGACCAGCAUGGAUAGCUGGGAACUGUAAUAUAUAGACACUCACUAGAUAACCAAUGUGCAGUGACAAACAUAUGACUUACGUGCACUUUUGUAAAGAAACCAUGAAAAACACAAACAAAAUGGUUUGCGUGUCAUCGCUUUGACUGUGUCAUAUUAUAUUCUCAUUUAGAAGAGAGGAAAAAAAUAACCAGAUUUAGAGUGAACAGAGAUAUAUAUAUGUGGAGCUACUGCUAGCUUGGAAGAAUAUAUUUAAGUCUGUUUUCUGUUUGUAAAUAACAAAAUUCCCAAUGCCGCGCCGAAUCACAUUGAAACAUAGUAACUUACAUUGAAAGUUGUGAAAA